AUGAACUCGACGACUGUGCCGAAAGAGAAAACGCAGAACGGCGUACUGAAUCACAUUGAACUUUAUCAGGGCCCACCACCGGAUGAAGACGAGGAGCGCUACAACGUAGGAGCCUACCAUCCUCUCGAUGGGGACCUGAAAACGCAAGCUGGUACAAGUUCCACGUGGCUAGCGGCAUGGAAUGUGGCGAACUGCAUACAAGGAGCCGGUAUUUUGAGUUUACCGUACGCCGUUAAGGAAGGAGGGUACGCGGCUAUAAUAACACAUCUUAUGUUAACUGCCUUCGGAUGUUAUACUUGUAAGAUUCUGGCUAACUGUCUUUACGAAACGGAAACAAAUGAAGAUGGAACAACUCGUCAAGUACGCGUGCGCAGUAGUUAUGCAGAUAUUGGCGAUGCAUGCUGGAAGAACUGGGGAGGGCGCUUCAUCAACUAUGUUCAGCUGAUAGAUCUGAUUGCGGUUGCCGCACUAUAUUUAGAACUACCUGGAUUUUUAAUGACCGAUGCAUUUCCUAACGCAGGAAUAUCGCAGCUAGCGUGGACUGUCAUCACGGCAUUUGUUGUUUUGCCAAGUAUAUUUCUCCGAACUUUGACGAUGAUAGCAUGGCUCAGUAUGUUAGCUGUGGUGGCGUACUUUGUAAUGGCGGCAUGCGUGGUCGGUUACGGGAUUUCGAUAGCAACAGAGUGGAAGGCCGUAUCCUGGCAGCACUUCACACUGGAAACGUUCAUGGUAUCCUUUGGUCUCACUUUGUUCCACUACGACACUGUUUACGCCGCAAUUCCAAGCGUGGAAGAGAGUAUGAAACACCGCAAUAAAUUCAACGUGAUGAUUAACUGGACUUUCGUGUGGUUGACGGUGUUUAAUUUACUAUACGGUAUCAUGGCCUACCUUACUUUCGGUGAAAACACCGCCGAGUUAAUUACCGACAGUCUACCGCGUGGUCCAUAUCAUAUAGUAAACCUACUGGUUGUCAUGAAGGCGUUGCUGACCUACCCGCUAAUGAUAUUUAUGAUCAUUCAUUAUAUUGAGCUCAUUCGAUUCCACUUCUUACCGCCAUGUUACGGCGUAACCGCGGAGAGGCUUCCAGGAACGUGGGCCAUGGUAUUUCGUACCGUCCUUGUAGUAUUUACCCUGUUUUUAGCAAUAGUCGUUCCGCACUUCCGUCACUUCAUGGGUUUCAUCGGGGCUGUGAUGACUCCCUUCGUGGCUUAUAUUAUUCCAUGCGGAUGUCAUUUGAAACUCAAACACAAAGAGCUACGGUAUUGGGAAAUAGCUUUAGAAAUUGUCAUUAUUUUUGUCGCUAUCGUUGGAGGCACAUUAGCUGUCAUAUUUGCGUCCAAACAGCUAGUAGAAGCGUACAUUCCAUAG
Messenger RNA from Saccoglossus kowalevskii, 1368 nucleotides. RefSeq names its product vesicular inhibitory amino acid transporter-like. Gene Ontology annotation, cellular component: vacuolar membrane. NCBI's taxonomy places the organism in Eukaryota, Metazoa, Hemichordata, Enteropneusta, Harrimaniidae. Gene Ontology annotation, biological process: amino acid transmembrane transport. The record is from RefSeq and is a predicted model, not a curated record. Gene Ontology annotation, molecular function: L-amino acid transmembrane transporter activity.